This is a messenger RNA of Aspergillus vadensis CBS 113365, 1159 nucleotides long. RefSeq names its product transcription elongation factor DST1. Lineage: Eukaryota; Fungi; Ascomycota; Eurotiomycetes; Eurotiales; Aspergillaceae. Gene Ontology annotation, molecular function: zinc ion binding; RNA polymerase II transcription regulatory region sequence-specific DNA binding. Gene Ontology annotation, biological process: transcription elongation by RNA polymerase II; regulation of mRNA 3'-end processing; transcription elongation by RNA polymerase I. Gene Ontology annotation, cellular component: nucleus. Bases 91 to 1002 code for a protein of 303 amino acids. The transcript has 2 exons. The record is from RefSeq and is a predicted model, not a curated record.
ACGGUGAAUCCCACCGGCUCGUGCGACAGAGCGCAAUAAGCUCUAUAUAAUCGAUAUCUAUCUCUUCACCUAUACUCUCAUAUAUCCAUCAUGUCUAUGGACGCCAAAGAAAUCGAGCUCCGGGCCAAGGCCAUGACCAAGGCCGCCUCCUCCAACGAACCUCCCUCUACCAUCAUACCUCUGCUCAAGCAGCUGCAACAAGGGGUGAAAGCCACUGAAGACCUGCUGCGAUCCACCCGUGUCGGUAUCGCCGUUAACAAACUCAAACAACAUAAAUCUCCCGAAGUCGCCCGUCUCGCGAGCGAAAUCGUCUCCAAGUGGCGCCACGAAGUGAACAAGCAAAAGGCCGGGGCCUCCCCCGGCGCCAGCCAACGGUCGAGCAGCUCUCCCCACCCGAAAGCCAACGGCACCCCCUCCGGCGGUGCGACUCCCUCCGAUAAGGCCUCGAAGCUCUCGGUGCCCCCCGACAAGCGUACCUGGAAGGCCGAUGGCGUGGACACCAACCAGACUGGCAACAGAAUCCGCGACAGCUGCAUCGGCUUGAUGUACGACGGGCUGUGUCUUAAUUCGGUUGAACCCCCGCGCACAGUUCUGUCUAAGGCGGCGGCCGUCGAAGCGGCGGCCUUUAGCGACCUCGGACCGGAAACGAAGGAACAAUACCGCACGAAGAUCCGCAGUCUCUACCAGAACCUGAAGAACAAGUCAAACCCGUCACUGCGACUGCGGGUCCUCAACGGCGACGUGACGCCAGAACGGUUCGUCCGGAUGUCGCACGACGAGCUCCGGUCGGAGGAACAGCAGGAACGCGACCGCAGAAUCCAAAAGGAAAACAUGGACAAGGCGAUGGUGGCACAGGCGGAGCGGAGUAUCAGUACAAGCUUGCAAUGCGGCAAGUGUGGACAGCGCAAGGUGACAUAUACGGAAGCGCAGACGCGCAGUGCAGAUGAACCGAUGACAUUGUUUUGUACGUGUAUGAACUGCGGCAAGUCAUGGAAGCAGUGACCCAGUCUGUCAAUCGAUUUGAUUAUACUCAUUCAUGUUUUUUACUCAUCCAUUCAAUUUGUAUUUCCCGAUGGUGUUGGGUGUGAUAGGCGAGGAGUUGGUUGUGAGGUUUCAAUCCAGUUUAUGUCAUGUGUCAUAGAUCAUACGUCAUUCAAUA